AUGGACGGAAACUCGAUGGCUGCUGAUCGCAAACAAGCGUCAUCAGAUGCACCCAGGACCAAAAAGAGUUCGUCUUCCGAUUUGGGAAGUGACUCUGUGAGCUACGUUUCCGGCCGAGGUGCAGCACCCGGUCAUGCUCCCAACGGCUUGAUCCUCAAGGGUGGACGCGUCAGACUACCGGACAAGCUCAUGGAGUACCUAAACAAGGACGUUGCUCCAGAAGCUCUCUACUGGAUGCCAGACGGAGACAGCUUUGCACUGGACACGGAAAAGGCACCAGCGCAGGUCUUAACCAAGUACUUCAGUGGCACUAAGAUGACGUCAUUUCUUCGUAGCAUCAGUCGUUGGGGCUUCAAGCGAGUGUUCUAUCAUUCUCUUGAAAGACAUGUGUAUGCCUUCCAUCAUCCUCUAUUCAAGAAGUCUUCGCCACAUCUGGAGAAGGAGAUGAAGAUGAUUGUCGCAGCUCCCACCAAGGCAAGGCGAUCCAAACAGAAGAAAGGAAGUAGCCAGGAAGCUAACGGUACACCACAACUUCCUGUAGCCACGGAUGCACUUUCAGGUGCUCCGCCUGAAGCAGCGCCACCUGCGACUCCUCUGGUGGUGCUGACAGCACCUGCCCCUCCUCCCGCCCUUCUCAAUGUGGCUGCAAUGCAGCCAAGUUCGCACGUGAACGACUCACUUGGAGUCAACAGCCUGUACGCCCUGCAACAGCUGACAGGUGCCACCACCAAUGCAGCUGCCGCAGGGAUGAGCCAGAUGCAGCAGCCUUUGGGACCAUCACAAGCAUUCCCCCAGUCCCACCUGGCGCUUCAAAACUCCUCCACCCGCAGCUCUGGGAACUCAUCCCCUACCUUCCAAUUGCUGCAACUCGCUCUGGCUCGCCAGCAAGCGCAACAGUUGCAGCAGCAACAGGAAGAACAGCGACGUCAAGCAAUGAUCCUUGGCCUGUUUCAGAAGACACUGCAGGCGCCGCCAAACAACAAUAACAACCAGGGAUAA
Seminavis robusta is the source of this 999-nucleotide messenger RNA. The record is from the annotation of a GenBank genome assembly. NCBI's taxonomy places the organism in Eukaryota, Bacillariophyta, Bacillariophyceae, Naviculales, Naviculaceae.